Soboliphyme baturini is the source of this 438-nucleotide messenger RNA. Lineage: Eukaryota; Metazoa; Nematoda; Enoplea; Dioctophymatida; Soboliphymatidae. The record is from the annotation of a GenBank genome assembly.
AUGGUCUCAGAAUACGCAAGGCCUUCAAAGGAGAUCGAUUGCCAGCGGAGGUCUGCAAUUUGCGUCGGAAAUCCCCAGCAGAUAUGGACACUGUUUGUCACAUCUGAGCCGAACAACAGCGCUUACAGGAUGAGUAUAAAUAACUAUGCACAUCAAAUUGAUUAUGCCGGACUCAUUAUAAUUUCACUGUUGCCGGACCGAUGCCAGGAGGAGAAACGAGGUGGACUGAAGACCGUAAAACGCUCUCCGUUAAACUUGGCCACCUGCCAACUUAUACCGGUCACGGCUAUCAAGGAUCACUCAGACUAUGAAAAGCCGGCGAUGAAAAGCCUCCUCACCGCCUUCUGGAAGCGAGGGUGUAGCAGCACGACAACGGCGUUGAAAAUCGACGAAACGACGACCAAGAUGAAAUUGGAAAGCAUGUGCUACCCGUUCUGA